GAAUGAAUGUCGGAUGUUGGACAGCAUGGCACCGAGCAGGACAACCUUCCCUCCCCGGGCUGUGAUGGAGGAGAGAGCCGCCUGAUCCACGCGUGUUUUGUGUCCAUGGAUACCGGCACCCUCACCCAACAGGUAGCGAGUGUCGAGCGAAACAUCGCAUUCUUGCAAAAGGAGCAUCAGGUCCUCCUGACUGGCCUGCGCCUGGAGAUCCGUCACCUAAAGAAGAGAUGUAACGAUCUGAGUUGUGAACUGAGCAAAAGGUCUCCUGCAAGAAACAGAGAUGACAUAGAAGCUGAGAAGGAGUUUCUGCGGGCUCGGUUAUUGCAGACAGAGCAUCAUCUCGCUGAACAGGAGUGCUCGCAGGGAGAGCUGAAAGCCAAGCUCCGGCACAAGGGGGAGCAAGCUGGUGCUCUGCAGGUGCGACUUCGAGAUGAGGAGCGCCGCUUUUUGGAGGAGCUGAAGCGGCGCAGUCAUAAGAUCACGGCACUUAGCCGCGAUCUCCGCAAGCAGACCGACAUCGCUGCUCAGCUCACUUUCCAACUACAUUCAGCACGCUUCCGCCUCUACCACCAAGCAGAGGACGAAGACAAGGAGGAGGAGGAGAAAGGUGAAAAAGAUGAGAAGGGUCCAGGCUGUUUGUCAAGCCCUCCACAGGCCUCAACAGCCAGAGCAGAAACCAGACAUCGCAGCCACUGUUCGGCAAGAUUGCGAAGGUCAGAACGAGUGAGGGAAUGCGUGCCACAAGAACGCAUACUGGGCCCGGAGAAGCCACGCCCAAUGCCAGACCCUGCGCUCUUCUUGUAUCCCUUCAAACACAGGCUCCUCCCUUUACACAUAUCACUGGGAGGGCACUGUGGGGAAGGGGAUUCACAAAGGCGGAUGGGUAGACUGUCUACCCGAGUGAUGAGAAAGGAUGCCAGACCAGAGACGACAGAUUUAUAGUGGAAUAGAGACUGAUCCGUUACACUUUAGCUCAGUUGUAUAAUCUUUUACUGAUAAAGAGCAUAUAGAGCAACCUAGCAACUUACAUCUUACUGCACCUUUUCUGCGCAUUUGAGCAGUGUCAACGCAUCCAUAGGGGCAGGUACGGCUGAGCUCCACUGUUUAUAGCAACAAAAUGUUAAGCCCUCAUUCACAACUUGAUAUUUCGAAUUUAUUAGAAAAAGUGUCUAAUAUUU
Molecule: messenger RNA, 1178 nt
Organism: Clarias gariepinus (North African catfish)
Lineage: Eukaryota; Metazoa; Chordata; Actinopteri; Siluriformes; Clariidae
Gene: ccdc92bb
Product: coiled-coil domain containing 92Bb
Exons: 5
Coding region: 7-942 (311 amino acids)
Source: RefSeq, a predicted model, not a curated record